CAUGUGUAUGGUAGAGCUCCAUUUACAUUCCCUUUACAACUGAUAAAAACGACGAUGUCUCGGCCACAUCAGGCAUUGCUGAUUUAAAUAGUAGUCAUGUGCUGAUUUAAAUAGUAGUCAUGUUCAAAAGCGUGGUUAAUGCGUGGGCUUGGCAGACUGUGGAAGCUUAAUUAAUUUACUUAUAAGACGGUAGGCUGGCAACAAACAGUUUACGGUGUAAAUCGUGAAACAUUUCACUGCUUGGUCGCAGAUGCUGUGUCUAUUCAUUAUCUCGUUGGAGGAUUUAUCAAUGACAGUGUAUUCAUGUGCUGGUCGCGGCGGCGGCGGUUCCACCCUCGGUGCUAUGAUCCUCCUCCCCGCUUCAGUAGCGAUUUGAACUACCGGUAACCUUCUUCCAAUAGGUAAUAGCAACAUUGUAACUUAUUGGAAAGAUGGGGAGCACGACCUCUUGCUGUGUUUCUUCAAGCCCGAAGCUCCGGAGAAAUGCUCAUUCGAGGCUGGAGUCGUACAAUACAGAGCCGGAGUUGAGUAGGGAGGAUACGGGCUGCAACCUGCAGCACAUCAGCGACCGAGAGAAUGUCGACGAGCUGAACAUGGAGUACAACCCUUCUGACCAUCCUCGGGCCAGCACAAUAUUCCUCAGCAAAUCUCAGACGGAUGUGGAGUUGUCAAGCAAAAAUGUGCGUGAAAAAAGAAAGAGCCUCUUCAUGAAUUAUCAUGGAUCAACUAGAAGAAAACACAGCUCCUGUUCCACCAUCUUCCUGGAUGACAACACAGUCAGUCAGCCCAAUCUUAAAUUCACCAUUAAAUGUGUAUCUCUUGCAAUAUAUUACCAUAUAAAGAACAGGGACACAGAUGGAGGAAUGCGGCAAGACAUUUUUGACGAGAAGCUUCACCCUCUCUCGAAAUCUGAAGUGCCGUCUGACUAUGACAAACACGACCCCGAGCAGAAACAGAUCUACCGCUUCGUCCGGACGCUGUUCAGUGCUGCUCAGCUCACUGCAGAAUGUGCCAUUGUUACACUGGUGUACGUUGAGAGGCUGCUGACGUAUGCAGAGAUAGACAUUGGCCCAGAGAACUGGAAGCGUAUCGUACUGGGAGCCAUUCUGCUGGCCUCUAAGGUUUGGGAUGACCAGGCUGUUUGGAACGUAGACUACUGCCAGAUCCUCAAAGACAUCACCGUGGAGGACAUGAACGAGCUGGAGCGUCAGUUUCUGGAGCUUCUGCAGUUCAACAUCAACGUUCCGUCAAGUGUUUAUGCCAAGUAUUACUUUGACCUGCGCUCACUGUCAGAGACCAACAACCUGAGCUUCCCUCUGGAGCCUCUGAGCCGGGACAAAGCCCAGAGACUAGAGGCGAUCUCAAGGUUAUGUGACGACAAGUACAAGGAUGUCAGGAGAGCUGCCAAGAAGCGCUCAGCGAGUAUGGACAAUCUGGUCGGGAUGCGAUGGGUCCCUGCCAUCCUCUCCUAACAACCACGAACAUAGACCACACCUGAGAUUGGGCCUGAGGCCAGCAUGGGGACUUCUAGAGACCACAACUGAGACUGGGCCUGAGGCCAGCAUGGGGACUUCCAGUCUCUACCUGGAGUAGAGUUGAACAAUUCUGGUAACUUUCCCAAAAUGCCUUGGUUUCCAGAAAUCCUGAUUGGAGGAUUCCAGAUUUCAUGCUGAUUCCUGGGAAUUUUGGAAAAGUUACCGGAAUUCUGCAAACCUAACCUGGAUAGACACACCGACCUUGUCCCUGUCACAGAUAGAUGCCUUCACAGUGCCUCCGCUCCUGUAACAGAGAGUGAAGAGCUCUCUACAGGACUGGUAGUUCACUGACUGUUAAGAGUAAGAAAAAGGAAAGCUUUCUUGUGAUACAACAUACUGAUUGUUAAGAGAGCUCAUGACAUCACAGUUUCCUGUGGACAGAAGCAGACAGGCGACCAUCAAGACCAUCAGAAGUAGCCAGCCAACCAUAACCGUGGCAACAUUAGCUUUAUGCAUUGUAGCAGCAAACCAAGAGAGAAGUUGUCAGAAAACAGCAUUCCAGUGACAUCUGACCUCUUCUCCUGGGUCGUACCAAACGAAAGAAAAAGGACUGAAACGGGUGGACGACCUGAAGUUGUCCAUUAAGAAACCAUUUCGGUUUCGGUUGGAAAACAUUUUGCUACGGUGUGCACUAAUGAAUACGACCAUGGGUCCUGGACUGUCCAAGCUGGCGUGGCUCAACAGAUGGUUGGUUGCCUUUGGAGAUGGUUCUGUAGCUUUUGGUGAAAGGGUUUUUAUUAAUUUUGUAUUCAUAAGGUUGUUUUCACUGCCUACUGCUAUAGCCGACCAAACCCAAGUACCUGCAGACAGUAUUUGAUCAGGUAAAAAAGCAUUCUAGCUGCACAGGUGUUUCUACUGGAGAUCUACAUUCAAAUUCCAGAAACAUUUGUUCAUAAUUAUUUAAUUACCCAAUUAUUUUGUUCGUUCAAACAAGUUGACCAUAUUACUUUACUAUCCACUGGGCAAAAACUGGUUGAAUCAACUUUGUUUCCAGGUCAUUUCAACAACCAAAAAUCAAUGUGAUGACGUUGAAUCAACGUGGAAAACUGAUUGGAUUUGCAAAAAGUAAUCAACGUAAGGGAAUGUUGUAUUUUUUUCACUGAACUUUUAACAUAAACUUUUAAUGUAAAUCAGAAAUAGACGUUGAACUGACGUCUGUGCCCAGUGGGUACCUUUCCACUAGUAUACCUCCCUAGUUACUGUACAUCCUAAUACUCAGAAUGUUGUAUUCAGAUCUGCAGCUAAAUUCAUAAUUGAAUCUGGGUUUGGCGGAUGCCAGCAGAACGCUACCUGCCCGAAUGCAUAGUGCCAACUGUUAAGUUUGG
Coregonus clupeaformis (lake whitefish) is the source of this 2860-nucleotide messenger RNA. Its product is annotated as cyclin-Y-like. Gene Ontology annotation, cellular component: plasma membrane; cytoplasmic cyclin-dependent protein kinase holoenzyme complex. The transcript is spliced from 11 exons. Gene Ontology annotation, molecular function: cyclin-dependent protein serine/threonine kinase activator activity; protein kinase binding. The record is from RefSeq and is a predicted model, not a curated record. Gene Ontology annotation, biological process: regulation of cyclin-dependent protein serine/threonine kinase activity; regulation of canonical Wnt signaling pathway. Bases 432 to 1472 code for a protein of 346 amino acids. Lineage: Eukaryota; Metazoa; Chordata; Actinopteri; Salmoniformes; Salmonidae.